GCACUGGAGACUGUCCUGGGCAUGGGGGUGCCUGGCCAGCCUGGCCCAGAUCUCAGUGUCAGCCUGACCCUGGGCCUAUAUCUCCUGCAGGAAACGCUGGAGACCUGGGAGGAGCGGCUGCUGAGGUUUUUCUCAGUGUCUCCCCAGGCCGUGUACACGGCCAUGCUGGACAACAGCUUCGAGAGGCUCCUGCUCCAUGCUGUCUGCCAGUACAUGGACCUCAUCUCAGCCAGUAAGUGCCCGGCAGCUCUGGGACCCUCCCAGUGAGCCAGUUCUGCCCAU
Molecule: messenger RNA, 282 nt
Organism: Myotis brandtii (Brandt's bat)
Lineage: Eukaryota; Metazoa; Chordata; Mammalia; Chiroptera; Vespertilionidae
Product: R3H domain-containing protein 4-like
Exons: 2
Coding region: 22-267 (81 amino acids)
Molecular function (GO): nucleic acid binding
Source: RefSeq, a predicted model, not a curated record